CGCACUGUCGCACAUUUCAGCAGCGCUCCAUCAAAAAAAUCGAGUCUUUCGUUAAUCACUCGAACGCUGGUUUAGCUUCACUCGAUAGGAGACCCUUUAAGCCCUAGAUGAUCAAACCGAGUCUUUCCCCUUCACGAGUGCCACUUUUGUUUCACUUUCUCACCCUCUUGGAUUCUUGAUCACCAUCUCUCGUAAAAAUCUCAUCUUGGAUCUGACUGCUUUUCGCUCACCUUCUAAAGUUCCCAUCUUUUUGCCUGGCUUUGAAGCCUGAUGAGAAUUGGGGGUUUUCUGGAUUAAUUCGUUGAAGCGAGUUUCGGUCGAUCGAUCCAUAUUGGGAAGUGGGAGACACUUGCAAGAUCUGCUCUUGUUUUACUCCUGGUGUUGCUCUUAAAUACGAGGAGAAGUGUCAGUUCACACUUUGAGAAACCAGCGGCUUGCAUUCAAUUGCUUAUUGUGUUUGAAAUUGGGUUUUUCUUCUGUGAAUUGGAUAUUGUUCUUUAGCUGGUUGGUGAAGGCUUUGGCGUCUUGCGGCGGGGGAUUAAAGAAGGGGAGUCGUAGCUGUCAAUGCCAUUUCUGGAUUGGUAUUUGGUGGAUUUUGAGGUGAUUCUGUUAGACUUGACGCGAAAGUCGAGGCUAAUUAUCGAUGUCGUGGGCAAGCCCUGAAGACAUUUACUUGUCCACUUCUCUUGCCAGCUAUCUUGACAGGAAGCUUCUCGUGCUGCUGCGAGAUGGUCGAAAGCUGUUGGGUGUACUUCGUUCGUUUGAUCAAUUUGCAAAUGCUGUUCUAGAGGGCGCUUGUGAAAGAGCUAUUGUUGGUGACCUGUACUGUGACAUCCCUUUAGGUCUUUAUGUAAUUCGUGGGGAGAAUGUAGUUUUAAUCGGUGAACUGGACGUCGAAAAAGAGGAACUUCCCUCGCAUAUGAGACGGGUUUCAACAGAGGAAAUUAGAAGGGCGCAGAAGGCAGAAAGGGAGGCUUCAGACCUUAAAGGUACCAUGAGGAAACGAAUGGAGUUCUUGGAUCUGGAUUAAUCUCUUUCGAUCAUAUUGUUUAUUUCUCGAGGGAUCGAAGCCAUGUCUGCAAAUAUUAGCGCGGUGGUGUUUUGGUGUUGCAAGGGGUUUUGUAUCAAUUUCCUAUCGAUCAUUGACCUUCCAUAGUCAGAUUCUUAGCAGGGUGGUUCAUUUUCCUUUUGUAUUAGUAGCAUGUAAGCUGAAAUUGGGUCUUCAUGGUAACGCUUAAGAUUCUCUGGAA
Molecule: messenger RNA, 1250 nt
Organism: Rhodamnia argentea
Lineage: Eukaryota; Viridiplantae; Streptophyta; Magnoliopsida; Myrtales; Myrtaceae
Product: sm-like protein LSM1B
Exons: 5
Coding region: 644-1030 (128 amino acids)
Biological process (GO): deadenylation-dependent decapping of nuclear-transcribed mRNA
Cellular component (GO): P-body; Lsm1-7-Pat1 complex
Molecular function (GO): RNA cap binding
Source: RefSeq, a predicted model, not a curated record